UGAUUUAAUUAAAUUCUAUUAAUUUUACAAAUCCAAAUGCAGUGUGCUCGCCCAUAAUUUCAACUUCUAUACCAAUACUUAUUACCAGAGGGUCGGUGUCCCUCUUUUUGGGUUAGUUGCACCUAUUCCACCAUCUCGCCCAGAAUGAGCCACCGCUGUGAAAUUUGUAUUUCCCAAUUGCAAUCACCCAUUUUGUGUGCACUUCUUUUGACGGCAUUAUGGACAUUUGGCAACAUUUAGAGACAAAAAGAAUAAGAGCUGAAACAUAUAAGUUUAAUGACACUAGGAAUGUACAAUUGGAAAAUAGAGAUAUGAUCGAUAUUUUUCGUGAACUAGAGUUUUUUUUUUACAAAAACAACUAAAACAAUAUUGGGAAAUCAGGUCCCUACAACAAUAUUUGGAAAAUAACAAAAUACCGAAGGGUCUUCUAUUACAGAAAAUCCCAGCACAAGAUUUACUCAGUGACAAAUUUGAAGAAGAGUGGAAUGCAGUAUUAUUUGCGCACUCAGUCAUUGAUCAAAUUGAUUAUUAAAAGACAAACUGAAAUGCUGGAUGAUCUUAAUAGUAAGAUAUUAAAAUUAAAAGAGCAAAUAGACAAAUUCCCUGAAAUUGAAGAAUUAGAAAAUUGGCAGGAGAGAUUGUGUAAGGGAUAAGAUAGAAUUGAGAAUGAUAUAAUAAACAAAAAAGGGAGGAAACAUAUAAGCCCCCCCAAAAAACUAUCAGAUAGAAGAUACCCAUGAGAACAUAAACAGAUUUGAAGACAACUCCCCCAAAAAUAGGGAAAUAAGAGAAGAAGACGUACAAAGUAAAUGCACAGUUACAGUAAACAAUAGAUAUGACCAAUUGUCCAAUCAACAUUUUUUAGAUCACACCCCAGCACAUCACAUGACCAGGACGAGACACAAAGAGCACACACCCCCCACUCGCAACCGGGAAUCACCAAUACACCAGUACAACCUGAGGCACAAGCACCACCACUUACCACAAACGUUAGAAAAUCACCAUUAUCACAAUGCUCAAGGAAUAGAACACGCCACGUAUCCCACAAGGAAUCGCAGGGAUCCCCGAAAACAUUAUCAUCAAGAUCACACAGAGGGUCCAAAAAGACAAGAAGAAGUCACAGGAAGAGACAGACAGCACAGGAGGCACCAAUAAAAUACACAACAAUAAUACAUUUAAGUUCAGUUAAUCUCACUAAUUCACAAACCUUAUUACUAGAAAAAGGCCUAAAAUUUACACCCACCGAAAAAUUGGACAAGUUUUCUGUGUAUAUAGGGAUCCAAAAAUUCAUAAGAAAUUUAUGUUUAAAAAAACAUUUCCUAAAAAACCCACUAGUGAGGACUGAUGCUAUAGACCAAGUAGGGAAGUCUAUAUUGAAAAAUAGAUCAACAUUAUUUCCUAGGAACUAAAUUAGUGCGGAAAUGUCCACUUUUCAAAAAAAUGUCGAAGUGGAUAUACGCAAAAUAAAAACAACAUUUUUGGGUCGAGACAAUUUGACAAGACAGGAAUGCCACACUAUAAGACAAUUGCAAAAAAAUGAAGCUAUCACCAUACACCCCGCAGAUAAAGGGGGCACGGUGGUAGUUCUAAAUACAGCAGACUAAAAUGAAGAGUGUCUUCGACAACUCAUGGAUGCAAAAACAUACAUGAAGCUAAAAAAUGACCCACUGGAAUGUUUUGAUCAAGAAUUGAAACUGUUAAGCAGAAAAGGCUUGGAUAUGUCGAUCAUUUCCAAGCAGGAACACAACGUCAUUUUGGGGACACAGAGGAGACUACCUGUCUUCUACUGUCUCCCCAAAAUUCAUAAAUGCUUGGUGAAACCGCCCGGUAGACCAAUAGUUUCGGGCAUAGGAUCUAUAUCUUCAAAUCUGUCCAAAUAUAUAGAUGUACAAAUACAACCUGUGGUGAAAAAAACUAGCUCCUAUAUUAAAGAUACAACCCAUAUUAUACAAAUAUUGGAGGCGUUAGAAGUUGAACCGGGGUCGAUUAUGGGUACACUUGAUGUACAGUCAUUGUACACGGUAAUCGACCACCAACAGGGUAUGUCAGCAGUAAGGGAACAAUUGAAGAGAGAUGGAAUAACGGAUGAUGCAUAUAUUAAUUUCAUUAUAGAGGGUAUAAACUAUAUUCUAACCCACAAUUAUUUUUAUGUUGAAGGGAACUAUUACCUACAGAAAUGUGGGACCGCCAUUGGGACCAGAUUCGCCCCCAGUUAUUUUUAGUUGAAUGGGAAGAGACAAACAUCAGACCCAGACUGGGGGUGGAUCUGGCCCUAUGGCGAAGAUUUAUAGAUGAUAUCAUUUUUAUUUGGAAACACAGUAAGGAAGAUUUAGAACUAUUCUUGCGAAAUAUCAACCAGAUUCAAUUAACUCUAAGGUUUACUUCGAAUAUUACAGAAGAAACAGAAUUCCUAGAUUUAAAGAUAAAAGAGUUAGGUAAUAGAUAUAUAUGUAAAACAUUCUUUAAGUCCAUGUCGAAAAACAGCUUCAUACAAUCCUCUAGCUGUCAUCUGCCAAAUUGGCUGAUUAAUGUCCCAUUCGGCCUGUUUCGCAGAAUCAGAAGAAAAUGUACACAAGACCAAGAUUUUGAGACAGAAGCCAUAAAAAUGAAGAAUCAGUUUUUAGAUAAAAAAUAUCCAGAAAAAGUUGUGGAUGCAGCAUUGGAGAGAACCAGAAAAUUAGAUAGACAAACAUGGUUCACCAAUAAGGAACCAGUGACUGAAGAAAAGCAAGAUACAGAGGCAAUAAACUUAAUAAUAGUCAUAAGAGGGUACAAAAAAAUUAUAAAAACCCACUGGCAGCAUAUCUUGAGUGAUAAGAUGAUAGGCCAUCUCUUACCAGUUAUACCAUCUUUAACAUUUACUAAUCUAGGUUUAAAAAUAGCCCCAUCCAUUAAAACACCAAAACCAAUAAUGGGUGAGAAUACAAUUUUGGGCACCUGGAUGAAGCUCAAAGGCUUCUUCAAGUGUGAUAAAUGUAUGGCAUGUAAGAUUAAUCCUAUACCUAGGAAAACAACAACAAUAUCUUCUACACAAAACACUCAUACAUGGGAGAUUAAGGAAUGCCUAACUUGCAAUACCAGCAGAGUUAUCUACCUGAUCCAGUGUCCAUGUAAGAGACAAUACAUAGGUAGAACCAAACGACCUAUGAAAACUAGGCUGGCAGAACAUAUAGCCAACAUAAGAAAGGGGUAUGACAAACAUUGUCUAGCCAAACAUUUUAGAGAUGUACACAACAAAGAUCCAUCCAACUUGAUCAAGAUGCACCAAAAUCUCCAUAUACAUAUUAUUAUAAUUAACCUUGCUUUUAGUGGCAAUGACAAAUUGUUUCAACUCAAAUUUUAAAACAAUAUAUGUGAUCGAAGGGGUAUAUUAUAUGACCCAAAGUGGGAACAUUAUAAUUACAUUUGAGAAAAUGAUGAUAUUUAUGCUCAUAUCUUAUAGUAUUCAUUUAUAACUCUAAAUUUUAACAUUUUAUUAUUUUUAUGUUAUAAUAACUGUAAGAAAUGUAUUGAAUACACUUCUAAGAAAUAAUCCACAAUAAUUACUCCCAUAUGAAAUUGCAGGCACUACAUACAUACUAUAUGUAUAUGUAUACAUACAUACUAUAUGUAUGGGUAUAUGUCCAACUUUAAAAUUGAAUAAUUCAGUUAUGCAAUUUGGAAUAGGAAUUCUGUUCAUACAAGAUGUUGAGAAGGAUGAAAGGAACAUAUAGUGCAAAAAACGCAUAUGUGCAAAAAAGACGCACAGAAAAAGCAUAUACAAAAAACGCAGGAUAAGCCUUGUCUAAGAAGGAAAUCCAGUGAUCCACAUUUUGGUGCUAUCUACGAUAUAAAAGGUGGAGGCAAACAGGUGAUGCGGUACCACUGAUGAAGGGAAAGAGAGUUCCCGAAACGCGUCUGGGCUGGAUCGCACACCUGUAAAGAAGCACCUCCGCAUAUACAAGCAUGGCCAUGCUAUAAAGUUGGAAUGAAGGACUGUUGAAACAAUCUGAACUAAGAUCAACAAAUCGAAAAUAUCUCUGCCUUCCUAUUGUAUCGAACGGUGAUAUCGUGUAGUAAGCAAAGCUGAAAUCCCGCUCGAAUUACCGUGAGAUCUCGGGUAAGUUGGCUGGAGGAGGACGCAAUAGUCAUUAGACUGUACCAGCGCUUAACAGUUGUGAUAUGACAGUAUUACUGGAGAUUCUUUAUGCAGCAGGAUUCGUAUUAUACAAUAUACCGACCCAUUUGCUUGUUCGUAUUUCAACUGGAACGGAACAGAGGUAGAGCACUUGAUCAUAGUGCAGUGAGCUAAAUAACGUAAUGUGCAUUAUACAAAUAAGGAACUACUCCCACUAACAUUCUCAAUCCCUGUGGACUUUUCACAUUUUAUGAAGUGUAUUUCUAUUUUAUUGUAUAUUAUUGUAUAUUGUUUUAUCAUAUUGCACACAUGUUCAUUUAUAAAUAUUGUGAUUUAAUUAAAUUCUAUUAAUUUUACAAGUCCAAA
Molecule: messenger RNA, 4483 nt
Organism: Bufo gargarizans (Asiatic toad)
Lineage: Eukaryota; Metazoa; Chordata; Amphibia; Anura; Bufonidae
Exons: 2
Coding region: 2177-3343 (388 amino acids)
Source: RefSeq, a predicted model, not a curated record